AUGGAAAUUUUAUUACCGCCGACGGGCGACCGCACCGUCGAGUUCAAUGAGCUGCUAAGCAAGCAAAACGCAGCGCCAGCAACUGCGAGAGCCAAUCUCGAAAAGGCGGACAGCUUUCUCAAGGAGGCAUACAGGAUUAAUUCGCACACUACCACAUUACAUAAGGAGCUCCUCGAUGUACGACAAGCCUACCUAUCGACGGCGCAGCCUCGACGCACACAAUCGCGGGCGCUGCAGGGCCAGCCGCGCGUGCUAACGGAUCGCGAGCGCGAAGAAGUCGACGCCAACGCGAAACAAAUGAUCCGGGAGCUCAACGCCAGCAUCCGGGCGGUCGACGACGCGGAACAGCUGCGGCGGGAGACGGCAGCAGCCAUUGUGCGCAAGACGUACGGCAGCGCGCUGGGGGCGUUGGGGUCGUGGGCGUCGGGGAGCAGCGCGACAUUGUCGGGCAAGACGCCGGAGCAGGCAGCGGCCGAGGCGCGGGCGCGGCAGACAGAGAUGCACAGGGACAGCGUGCUGUGGUUUCUGCGGCAGCGGCUGGAGCAGUGCUGCCGCACGCAGCAGGACAUGAUGGAGACGAGGCUGACGCGGGAGCUGGAAAAGUCGCGCGGAUUCCUGGCGGCGCCGGCAGCGGACUUUGCCGAUUUUGCGCAGACGACGAGGUCGGCGGCUCCGGCGGCGGCGGCGGUUGGCGGCGACGCGGACGCGGCAGCGUACGGGGUAGGGAAUGAGAGCUUGACGGAGGAUCAGGUGCAAAUGUUUGAAGAGGGGAACCAGGACAUGAUGAAGCACUACGAGAGCACACUCGCCAAAGUACAAACGGCCGAAAAGUCGCUGGUGGAAAUAUCUGAGCUGCAGUCUCUGCUAGUCAACAACCUGGCGAUCCAGUCGGCGCACAUUGAGCAGCUGGUGACGGACUCGCUGGCGACGGCGGAAAACGUCGGCGGCGGCAACAAGGAGCUAAAAAAGGCGGCGCAGCGGCCGAGCGCGGCGCGAUACACAUUCUUUGCAGCGAGUGGGCUCUGCGCGUUUCUGGUCUUGUGGGAUCUCAUCAUAUAG
Messenger RNA from Beauveria bassiana ARSEF 2860, 1059 nucleotides. Its product is annotated as SNARE-complex protein Syntaxin-18. The transcript has 3 exons. Gene Ontology annotation, biological process: retrograde vesicle-mediated transport, Golgi to endoplasmic reticulum. NCBI's taxonomy places the organism in Eukaryota, Fungi, Ascomycota, Sordariomycetes, Hypocreales, Cordycipitaceae. The coding region runs from base 1 to 1059 and encodes 352 amino acids. The record is from RefSeq and is a predicted model, not a curated record. Gene Ontology annotation, cellular component: endoplasmic reticulum; SNARE complex.